AUGCGGACGCAGAGCCAAUCCAUUAGGCUGGGACGGUCCCAGCAGUCACGUAGCAGCUUGAAGCGAAACAGACGCCCCCAACUUGAUUUUGCACUUCCGCUGACAAAGAAAAUGCACUUUCUUAGCCGUUUGGCGGAGCUCCUCUCAGAACGCUAUGUAGGGCCCACGAAGCCCAAGUUUGAUCUUUGA
Molecule: messenger RNA, 189 nt
Organism: Hydatigera taeniaeformis
Lineage: Eukaryota; Metazoa; Platyhelminthes; Cestoda; Cyclophyllidea; Taeniidae
Source: the annotation of a GenBank genome assembly